AUGACCAACAUGGGGCGUUUGAAGAAUUGGCGCUGUUCAAGAACUUGUCUUAAGUGCCCAAGUGUCAUGCCCGAAGGAAGCAUGGGGGCUGGGAUACUGCCAGGUUUCCCAAAUCUAGACUGGAGAAGUCGAGAUGCGGUGGUCGGGUUCGGAACACGAACCUUCCGGUCAGCAAACUGGCGUUAUCUUGGCCCCUUGGAACUAAAGCAAGGUGGCAGCAGAGUUCCGAAAGAACCUAAACCGGACGUCGAAAGCACAGCAGAUUUUCCUACGUUAGACGCUGCAAUACGGACAGAACCUGCACCUAGCAAAGUUCAAUCUAAGGCAGAGCGGGAAGAAGAAGCUUCAUGGUCACAAGCCGGAGUCCCGCGGAAACCCACUCGAACCUCCGAGAUGCUACCAAUCGCCGUCAAUCCAGCACCCUCCUCCUACGUUUCUCCUGGGCUCAGAAAAGGUGGUUCCUCCAGUUUGGUUACCCCUCGUACAGAAAGUACUUUUGACAACCGACCCUCUCGAGAUGAGUUCUCGCACCGCAACGAGUCCACUUUUGGGUCUCGAAGGUCGGAAGCUUUCACAUCACGAGAUGCUCCAUCCAAUUUCUCAGCUGUUGAUGGAUGGUCCCGUGGCCAAACGAUCGUACGCGACUCGACCACCCCCAACAGAUCAUCGAUUACCACCCCAAUUUCGCUGCCUUCCCGAACGACUGCCAUUAGUUCAGGUUCCACUGGCGGCGAAGGAGGUGGAGGCUGGGAACGAGGCGCAGCUAUGAAGACUUUCCGAGACAGUGACCGUGAGAAAGCCCAGUUCGAGUUGGUACAAUCGAAUCGUUUCGCUGGGCUGAGCGAAACGUGAACUCACAAGCUGACUAACAUGAAACGCUUCCCAUUUGUGAAGUAUUCCUAUCUUUACGGGUGGUCAGUUCUACCACAGAUAAACCUGAACCAUCCCCUCUACGAACAAACUCUGAGUACAGUUUUUUGUAUAUCCCCACAGCAACUCUUGCCAGUGAAUUUGUGAGCUUCGGUGUACGUGGUACCGCCUUGUGCAUAGAGCAGUUCAUUUUAUACUUUUUAUCGUGUAACUCUUCAUCUCUGUCUACUCCUAGUUACCGGCCGAAUGUGAACACAACGUGUGCAACCUUCUACCGCUUGUCACGCCAGUUAAGACCUAUUUGGCAUGUGAACUUGAUGUACUUGUUGUCGCUGCUGUGGGUCUUUUGGACUUUUCUUUCUCCAUACCGUCAUAAACCAUCAGAUGUUCUUUGGUUGGCGUCCCCUCUCGUCUUUUCCACUUCGGUAAUGGAUUAUCUGCAAGAACUUUCCCACUCACUUCCGGAGGUUUUACGUCUUCUUACGCAUGCUGUAGGACUGGAGAGCGAUUUUAUUCUCAGAAUGGGUAAAUCCACCUUCAUACAAAGUUCAGUGGCUUCUUGACAGGACCCUGCUCGUUGAAAUCCAUUCGGGCUCAAGAAAUACGACUCCGGUUUUUCUCCCCUGCACACAUUUUUGCAACUCUGCACCUUAGCUUAUGUUGUGCUAGGAUAUUUGCUUUUGUUCUAGCACCGGGAUUUGAACUCGUGGUUUUGGCCAGCUUACUUAUCCUCCAGUGUUGAACGUCGUGGUUGAUAAGGGAAACGACGAUUUGUUUCGCUUGUUUUCUUCCGUAGAAAUAAGUAGAAACUUUCCCACUAACCCGGUUAUUUAUGGGAUUUC
Molecule: messenger RNA, 1712 nt
Organism: Opisthorchis viverrini
Lineage: Eukaryota; Metazoa; Platyhelminthes; Trematoda; Opisthorchiida; Opisthorchiidae
Exons: 4
Coding region: 1-852 (283 amino acids)
Source: RefSeq, a predicted model, not a curated record